AUGCGGAAUCUGCUUCAUGGCGACGUAACCGCUGCGGCUAUGCGGGGCAAAUCAUUGCCACUCGCUAGUCGACUGCUGACAGCGGCAAGCCCAGGAACCAAGUCGCUGGACACCGGCAACCAAGGCACGUUGGCAGUAACAGGCGGUGGGGUCAGCCCUAGUAGUUUUACUUUGAAAUUGGCGAUGGCGGACAACGAGCGCCCCGGCAACGAGCCCACCGUGAGCGCCUGGCAGCGCUGGGUCUGCCUGCCCUUCGGUGUGUUCAACGGUCCGGCCAUCUUCUCCGGCCAAGCCGCUGGGGUGGCGCCCCGCGGCGCCAGCACCUCCCCGCAUCCGGAGCGCAACGGCCAUGAGAGCGCCGAGCAGCCCAAGGCGGCCAGCUGCGGAAAUGACGACUACGUGAUCGUGGGGCCGCUGCCCGCUGCUGCCGACACUGUUGAAGGGGAGGGCGCCGCCGGGGCCUCCGAUGACGGGCGGGCCCCUGCUGGCCAGGUGGUUGCCCACGCAGCGGAUAUUUCGCCACCCGGCAACCCGUCAGAGGAAAGCGGCCCAGCGCCCUCGGCGGGCAACACCCCCACCGAUCAAGUUAAUGAUGCUGUGCAGGCUGUGCAGGCUGAGCAGGCUGAGCAGGCUGUGCAGGCUGAAGCGCCCAGCCCUGAGAACAACCGUGCAAUUCGAGGGGCACGAAGCGGAGAACAACUAGGGCGAACCCCAAUGGGAUUUCAUCCGCACCCACGGCCACGGCCGUGGAAGGAGCGCCGGCGACAGCAGCACUGCCGGGGGCACCAGAAGCAGUAG
This is a messenger RNA of Volvox carteri f. nagariensis, 798 nucleotides long. RefSeq lists its product as uncharacterized. Lineage: Eukaryota; Viridiplantae; Chlorophyta; Chlorophyceae; Chlamydomonadales; Volvocaceae. Bases 1 to 798 code for a protein of 265 amino acids. The record is from RefSeq and is a predicted model, not a curated record. The transcript has 5 exons.